AUGAAGUACGUUGUUGUUUCUGGUGGUGUCAUUUCAGGUAUCGGUAAAGGUGUUUUAGCAUCCUCUACUGGUAUGUUGUUCAAGACCUUGGGUUACAAAGUCACCUCCAUCAAGAUCGAUCCUUAUAUGAACAUAGAUGCUGGGACGAUGUCUCCAUUGGAGCAUGGUGAAUGUUUUGUUCUAGAUGAUGGUGGUGAAACUGAUUUGGAUUUGGGUAACUAUGAACGUUACUUGAACGUCACUUUGACCAAAGACCAUAACAUUACCACUGGUAAGAUCUACUCUCAUGUCAUCCAAAAGGAAAGAAAAGGUGAUUAUUUAGGUAAGACUGUCCAAAUUGUCCCACAUUUGACUAAUGCUAUUCAAGACUGGAUCGAACGUGUUUCACGUAUUCCUGUCGAUGACACUGGUUUAGAACCAGAUAUUUGUAUUAUUGAAUUAGGUGGUACUGUUGGUGAUAUCGAAAGUGCUCCAUUCGUUGAAGCUUUGAGACAAUUCCAAUUCAAGGUCGGCAGGGAAAACUUUGCUUUGAUCCAUGUCUCUUUGGUUCCUGUCAUUCAUGGUGAGCAAAAAACUAAGCCAACUCAGGCUGCUAUUAAAGAUUUGAGAUCUCUAGGUUUGAUUCCAGACAUGAUUGCUGUCAGAUGUUCAGAAAUAUUAGAUCUUCCAACUAUAGAAAAGAUCGCUAUGUUCUGUCAUGUUGGUUGUGAUCAAGUCGUUAAUGUCCACGAUGUUAAUUCUACUUAUCACGUCCCAUUAUUAUUACUAGAACAAAAAAUGAUGGAUUAUUUAACUAAGAGAUUACAUUUAAACGAAAUAUCUAUCACUGAUGAAGAUAUCCAAAAGGGUAAUCAAUUAUUAAUCAAAUGGAAGUCAAUGACUGGUAACUAUGAUGAAUCUUUACAGACUGUUAAAAUUGCUUUAGUCGGUAAAUAUACACAUUUGAAGGAUUCUUAUUUAUCUGUCAUCAAGGCUUUAGAACAUUCUUCUAUGAAGUGUCGUAAUAAGUUAGAAAUCCAAUGGGUUGAAGCUUCUGAUUUAGAACCGGAAACUCAAGAAACAGAAAAGGAUAAAUUCCAUGCUGCUUGGAAUAAAGUCAGUACUGCUGACGGUAUCUUAGUUCCUGGUGGUUUCGGUUACAGAGGUACUGAAGGUAUGAUUUUAGCUGCCAAAUGGGCUCGUGAGAACAAAGUCCCAUACCUAGGUGUCUGUUUAGGUUUACAAAUUGCUACCAUAGAAUUCAUGCGUAAUGUUAUUGGUAUGAAAGACGGUAAAUCUGCUGAAUUUUUCCCAGAUACCGAUCCAGAAUCUCAUGUUGUUGUUUACAUGCCAGAAAUUGACAAGGAAAACAUGGGUGGUACAAUGAGAUUAGGUCUAAGACCAACAUAUUUCCAAGACAAUACUGAUUGGAGUCAAAUCAAGAAAGUUUAUGGUAACAAAGAUUCUGUCGCUGAAAGACACCGUCACCGUUACGAAAUUAAUCCAAAAUUAAUUACACAAUUAGAAGAAAAUGGUUUGAUGUUUGUUGGUAGAGAUGAAACUGGUGAUCGUUGUGAAAUUUUUGAAUUAAAGAAUCACCCAUACUACGUUGCCACUCAAUAUCAUCCAGAAUAUACAUCAAAGGUCUUAGACCCAUCUAAGCCAUUUUUAGGUUUUGUUGCUGCUUCCGCUGGUGUCAUGCCAAAAUUAUUAGAUGGAUCUCUAGAAUACGAAGGUUCUGCUGAUUUCUAA
This is a messenger RNA of Tetrapisispora phaffii CBS 4417, 1731 nucleotides long. RefSeq names its product CTP synthase. The record is from RefSeq and is a predicted model, not a curated record. The coding region runs from base 1 to 1731 and encodes 576 amino acids. Gene Ontology annotation, molecular function: CTP synthase activity; identical protein binding. Lineage: Eukaryota; Fungi; Ascomycota; Saccharomycetes; Saccharomycetales; Saccharomycetaceae. Gene Ontology annotation, biological process: CTP biosynthetic process; pyrimidine nucleobase biosynthetic process. Gene Ontology annotation, cellular component: cytoplasm; cytoophidium. The transcript has a single exon.